AUUAUGCGAAGGCGGAGCAUCGUGUGUUGCAGAAAGUGAGACGAGAAUUUACUUAUUUACUCGGGUAAUAUCGUUACCAGGUUUUAUUGCGAACGACCCAUCGUGCAAUACACAACUAAGUUCCUUAUCUCGGACGAAGUAAAUGCGAGGUCCCUGGCGAGGAGUCUGGUGAACGGAAUGGAGGGCUCAGGGAAGGAGGAGUACAAGAUCCAAUCUUUUGACAUGGAAACUCAGAAGCUACUUAAGACAGCCCUUAAAGAUCCCAGUGCGGUAGAUCUGGAGAAAGUAUCAAAUGUUAUCGUAGACCAGUCUCUAAAGGAUCAGGUUUUCAGCAAAGAAUCGGGGAGGAUCUGCUACACCAUUGUACAGGCAGAGGCAAAGCAGAACAAUGGCAGCGUGUUCCGCCGUAAUCUGCUCAACCGCCUUCAGCAGGAGUUCAAAGGUCGAGAGGAGAUGCGCAAGCGCUCCCUGCAGGAGUGGGUGUGUUAUGUGUCCUUCAUCUGCAACGUGUUUGACUACCUCAAGGUCAAUAAUAUGCCCAUGAUGGCUUUGGUGCAUCCAGUUUACGACUGUCUGUUCCGGCUCACCCAGCCUGACUCUCUCAGGAACGAGGAAGAGGUGGACUGCUUGGUGCUCGCACUGCACCGCAUCGGGGAGCAGCUGGAGAGGAUGAGCCUGCAGCGCAUGGACGAGCUCUUCUGCCAGCUGAGGGACGGCUUCCUGCUGCAGGAGAACCUCACCUCCCUGGGCCGCCUGCUGCUGCUGGAGGUGCUGGAGUUCCGGGCGGGCGGCUGGACCCUCAGUGACACGGCACAGAAGUACUACUACAGCGAGGUGGUCGACUGAGGGCAUGGUGUGGGAGGAGAGGUGAGCGAUUU
Molecule: messenger RNA, 878 nt
Organism: Sardina pilchardus (European sardine)
Lineage: Eukaryota; Metazoa; Chordata; Actinopteri; Clupeiformes; Clupeidae
Gene: mif4gdb
Product: MIF4G domain containing b
Exons: 6
Coding region: 178-846 (222 amino acids)
Biological process (GO): regulation of translational initiation
Cellular component (GO): cytosol
Molecular function (GO): protein binding; translation activator activity; RNA binding
Source: RefSeq, a predicted model, not a curated record